Messenger RNA from Labrus bergylta (ballan wrasse), 845 nucleotides. Lineage: Eukaryota; Metazoa; Chordata; Actinopteri; Labriformes; Labridae. The record is from RefSeq and is a predicted model, not a curated record.
UACAGUAAAGUUUAGCCUUCAAUCUUCACAGCUGUGAUGCAUUCAGUGUCUGUGGUUAAACUCAGUGUUUUUUUCAGGUGGUCUCACUGCCCUUGCUGCCCGCUGUGCUGGUUUUUAAAGAUAGAACCUUCUUCACCUUCGACGAGGAAGUCGACGGAGAUCUGAAGUCAUGGAUCAACAGAGAACGUUUUCCAUACUACUUAAAGAUUGACAGCUACACCCUGUACGCCAUGGGUGAGACAGGUAAACUAGUGGUGUUGGUGCUGGUGGAGAAAAGGCCAUGUGACAAAAGUCUGAGGUAUAAAACUCUCCUGGAGAAAGUGGCUGCAGAUUACAGAGAGACCUACAGCAGGUCCUUCUAUUUUGGUUUCAUGGAGGACUCUAAUUACAUUAAUGGACUUGUGAUGGAUGAUGUCAUUGUUCCCUCCUUCGUCGUUGUAAAUCUGUCCAAUGACGGAUACUUCCUGCCACUUGUCGCUGUGGAAACAGAGCGUCACCUGCUGGACUUCUUGGACGGGGUUCUGGACGGCAGCGUCCAGGCUCUGGGAGGAAACAGCGUUUAUCAACGCAUCAGACGAGCUGUUCAUGGUGUUAAGACCACACUGCAGCCUGUGUUCACACAGGCGCCGCUGCUGGUCUGCGUCCUGGUGGGCAUUCUGCUCACCCUCCCCGCCGUCUUCUGCUACCUGUGCCUGAAGAAACGACCCACCAUUUUUCUGCUCUUGUCCAGUUACAAAGUUCUGUUCUGGUCCAGUUACAAAGUUCUGUUCUGGUCCAGUUCUGCUCUGGUCCAGUUACAAAGUUCUGCUCUGGUCCAGUUACAAAGUUCUGUUCUGGUCCAGUAA